UACUAUACGACUGCUUCAGGGUCCCUUUUCUCUCUCAAAGACUUAUCGCGUUAAGCAAUAUGGCUGAAUUGACUGCAGAAGCCCAGCUUGUUCAAAGUUGAGUUCUUUUAUUUAAUAUAAUUUAGAGAAUGUCAAUGGGUUCCAAACGAUGCCCAAACAAGAUACUGCAUGCCUUCCUAACAUGCAGAUGCAGCCCGAAGAAAUUGAAAGGAAAGCUCGGGUGGAUGCUGUUUGGGAGCAAAUGAACAAAGGAGUGUCUACGAGGACCCUGUACUCCAUAAUAAACAAGCCUACCUUAGCAUCAAAUAAAGCUUCCUCAAAAAGUUCGUCAAAAUCGUCAUCUUCUAGUUGGAUGACAGUACUGGGAUUGUCCCAAAAGAAGACAUUAGAGCCUGGAAGAAGCACACCAGAGAAGUGCCUUAGAACUACUCAAAAUGAUACUAGCGAGGAGUCAAAGAAGCUGGCUGCUGCUGCUCUCUCUGCAGUAAAGGAGGCUGCCACAGCUGCUGCCUCUGCAAGCCGGGGUAAAGUGAUUACUGAGGUACGAGAUUUUGCUGGUGAAGAUGUUGAAAUAAAGAAAUACGUUGACGCCAAUUCUGCAGAAGCAUCUGAUAAAGGCAAAGGCCCAGCACCACCUGCCUCUGCUGUUGACAUUAUCCUUGAACAAAUAAAAAAGAAGCAGAAACUGAGUGUACUUGAUAAGACAAAGAAAGACUGGGAGGGAUUCAAGGGAGAAAAUAGAGGGAUGGAAGAAGAGCUGGAUGCUUACAAGAAGAGUUCCAAUCAGUAUCUAGAUAGGGUUGGUUUCUUAGAGCGUGCUGAUUACCGAGAAUUUGAGCGGGAGAGAGAUGCUCGUCUUGCAAUGCAUGCUAAGAGGAAACCAGAAAGCAUGAGAGAAGACUACUGAAAAACUUACCUU
Molecule: messenger RNA, 919 nt
Organism: Solanum verrucosum
Lineage: Eukaryota; Viridiplantae; Streptophyta; Magnoliopsida; Solanales; Solanaceae
Exons: 6
Coding region: 149-907 (252 amino acids)
Source: RefSeq, a predicted model, not a curated record